Maniola jurtina (meadow brown) is the source of this 4687-nucleotide messenger RNA. Its product is annotated as sphingosine-1-phosphate phosphatase 1-like. Gene Ontology annotation, biological process: sphingosine metabolic process; phospholipid dephosphorylation. The transcript has 4 exons. The coding region runs from base 253 to 1497 and encodes 414 amino acids. The record is from RefSeq and is a predicted model, not a curated record. Gene Ontology annotation, cellular component: endoplasmic reticulum membrane. Gene Ontology annotation, molecular function: sphingosine-1-phosphate phosphatase activity. NCBI's taxonomy places the organism in Eukaryota, Metazoa, Arthropoda, Insecta, Lepidoptera, Nymphalidae.
UUUGUUGAAGUUUGUUGGUGGAGGAUUUAAGAGAAUUAAACAAAUUUUUACGUGCUAUUCGAGUGGUGUACGUACAAGGACAAGAUUAAAACAUUAUAUAAUUUUUAACGUAAAUCAAAUCAAUAUCAUAAUAUUUGAAGACACCCAGGCAGCGACGUAAGGCGUUCCGAAAUUAUGACAAAUAUAAAGUAAACUUCGAAAACUUACCAAAAGUAUUUUGAAUAUCGAUAUAUAUUUUUUAAUUUAAUAAAAAUGUGGGAUAACAUGAUAGAAUAUUUAAAGGAUCCCUUGCUGGUGGUUAAAGUGCAGAACUUCUUUGGAGUGAUAUACAAGAAGGCUAGCCAAAAUGAAGAAGCGAGCAUCAUAUACUCCGAUAGACAUGACCGCGAAGACUUUGAUAUCAGGCAGCAUAAGAGGAUACCUAGUGACAUUUCCGGGACGUCUCAGUCCUCCUGCGAGACGGAUACCUCUGGAGAGAGCCCGGAGGAAGUGGUUUGUUUGAUUAGCAACAGAUUCUGGUACUACCUGUUUGUGUUGGGCACCGCUCUGGGCGACGAGAUAUUUUACGCGACGUUCAUCCCCUUUUGGUUUUGGAACAUCGAUGGUGCAGUCGGCAGACGGGUUGUGCUUGUCUGGACCGUUGUUAUGUAUAUAGGUCAAGGCUUCAAAGACAUAAUCCGCUGGCCGCGACCUGGCUACCCGGUCAAGAAGCUGCAGCAGAAGUGGGCGAUAGAGUAUGGGAUGCCGUCGACGCACGCCAUGGUCGGCGUGUCUAUACCCUUCUCCGUGCUACUGUACACCAUGGAUAGGUACCAGUACCCCAUGCAGUGGGGGCUACUCAUCGCCGUGUCGUGGUGUACGCUGAUAUGCGUCAGCAGGGUGUACCUCGGGAUGCAUAGUGUUCUGGACAUCGCAGCGGGCCUGCUCCUGUCCUCGCUAUUGCUAGUGGUGCUGAUCCCGCUGGUGGACCGGCUGGACGGGUUCCUGCUCACGUCGCACUGGUCGCCGCUGCUGGUGGUGACCACCUCCAUCCUGGCCAUCGUCUACCAUCCCCAGUCCGACAAAUGGACUCCUACAAGAGGGGACACAACAAUGAUAGUGAGCGUGUGCGCAGGGAUCCUCACCGGCGCGUGGACCAACUACCAGCUCGGCAACAUGGUGGCCAGCAGCGCUGACCCUCCCUACACCAUCAUCUGGCCCUCCAUCGAAAUGUUCGGCACCUCCCUGUUGCGCACCAUUCUAGGCUUCUGCGGCGUGCUCGCCACCAGGGCCAUCGCCAAGUCCGUGUCCUACGCCUUCGUUUGCGCUCUGCUGGGCCGAGACAAAAACGAACUGAGGAACUCCGAGAACAGUCUAGAUAAUAAAAAUAAAAUCAUUGUCGAAUGCAGCUACAAGUACUUCACGUACGGCCUCAUAGGGUUCAACACGACUUAUGUUUUCCCGAACGUGUUUGAGUUGCUCUUUAUCAAUAGACCCACUUACUACACUGAGAUUUGAACCUUGUCAAUAUAAUGUUUAUUUGAGUCCGUUUAUAAGUGUUUUCACUUAAAACUUUGAACUAGGUAUAUAAACAAAAAUCUUAUCGUUGAAAUUGGUACAGGGAUCGCAGAAUAAAUCCAAUUUGAAGUUGCAACAUGACGGCCUAUGCAUAUAAUAAUGUCAUAGAAAUUGCGAGGGGAAUAUUAUAAUACAGAAGAGUCUGCGAAAACACAGAUGCACACAUUCCCUCAAUCUUAUAGCCCGAUGGAACGGAAAUCCGACACGACCUGAGAGAGAUUAGCUGCAGGACUCAGGUCAUAUACUUAGGAUUAAAUACAGAAGACUGGCUAAUAUCUGUUUUUGUACAAUGAGCUGUCAUGCGCCUCGUGUUGGACUACCUACUUAUUUUGCAUGCACCAUCAUUUCGGCAGUUGACUUCACGUAAUUUGAAAAUAUGGGCAUUGCACAAAUAUGUUUGAAAUAAAUAUUAAAUACAAUACCAAAAUAUUUUAUGUAUAAAAACCGCCAUAUUCGUUCAAAUGCUUGAAUUUGUAAGCGUACAGGUUUACUCUUGUUACCUCUUUGUGUUUUUCACAAAAUAAGUCAUUGUUAUAACCACCGAAUACUGAGACGCGUUUUAGGGUGAGAUCUACAGAGCGCACUUUGACUUUGCUCAGACUUGAGACACUGUUAAAACAAAGACAGUGUUAUAUAGCUGGUAUAAAUCUGUCUCGUUUUAACUGAAACUUAAGCCUAAACGCCGAUUCGCACCAAUUGCAUACACGUUACACGUGCGUAGUGACGCGCGUGAACCCCUAACUUACUGGGUUACGCAUACGUCCACGCUUUACGCAAGCGGUGUGCCACGUUUCAUACAGUUCCAUACAUUACAACGCAAUGGUACGCGCUACGUCAACGCUUACGCAGCCUGUGUGAACAGGCUAAGCCUAAGCAAAGUCAAAGUGCGCUCAAUAGAUUUCAACCUUAAAUGUUAAGAGUUUUUUCACAAACAGUUAUUUAAUAUUUAAGAAGCUCUCAACUGCUAACAGGCAGUCCAAUAUUCAAGCGUAAGUUUAGUAUCCUUGCAAGUAGUACGCAAACGUUAGAUCACGUUUUACACGACUGCUCAAAAAAGGAGUGUAAUGUUUUCACAUGUGUUGCACCUAUACCCUAUCCGCGGAACUUGAUAUAGCGCUCUCUCUUACGUUACCCCAUACAAAUGAUAGAGACAAAAAUAUCAGUGGGCGCUAAACCAUUUUGAAACACCAGCCAAUCAAAAACCGCUUUUUCUAAUUGAAUUUCGAAUGUUUCUUGAAAACUUUUCGAAUUGAAUUUCGAAUAUUUUUUUGAAAACAUAUUUGUGAUUGAUUGAUGACUCAAAAUGGUUAACGCCCACUGAUAUUUUUGUCUCUUAUCGUAUGGGAUAACGUAACAGAGAGGGCGCUAUACAAAGUUCUUUCCGCGGAUAGGGUUAUAGGUAUAUGCGAGUGCCUUAUGUCUCUGUAAUGUGAUUAUGAUUGUAAUGUUUAGUGAUAUUAUGUGCGUAUGGCUCGAGGCAUAUCGACGCGUCCCUUGUAAAAUGUUACAAACUGAACUUUAUCUCCACUACUCAAGGUCUAUAUUAAUUUGUAUGAAACAAAACGAAAAGAAGGCAUCAAUGCGCAUAUUGUUUUAAUAAAUGUGUUCCUCACAAAUAUGUACACUACCUAGUGGAAUUAAAGUUCAGUUUAGUUUAAAACAUCUUGGCUCUCCCGCGACGUCUCUUGAGCCUAUUAUAUUAUUGUGUAUCUCUUAAAUAGAAAGUACAGGAAAAAUAUUAAUAAAUGUUAAUAAAUAUUAAUAUAUUCCAAUAAAUUAUGCGCAAAAAAUGCUACUAUUGUAAUGUAAUGUUACUAUUGUAAAGAAACAGCUUCAUUCUUAAAAGUCUAUUUAUUUGUCUUUACCAUGUUUUAGCUGCGUAAGGUGUUAUAUAAACUUGUUACGUAAUAUCACCUCAUUACAACAUUAUAUCUUUAAGGGACAGGCGUGUUGUAUAACUUUUUCUCGUAUUGUAUAACAUGUUAGGCUAGUUUUCAUUUCACGGUGAUCGUCGACACUGACAAACCAAUAUAAAAGUACUAGCUGAUGCCCGCGCAACUUCGUUCCCGGGGAUAUAGGUUUUUAAAUCCCGCGGGAACACUGAUUUUCCGAGAUAAAAAGUAGCCUAUGUGUUAAUCUAUCUCCGUUCCAAUUUUCAACCAAAUCCGUCCAAUAGUUUUUGCGUCAAAGAGUAACAAACAUACAUACGAACUUUCGCGUUUAGAUAAUAUUAGGAGUUAGCACGCUGACCGUCGGCGCUGAUAGUUGAAAAUAAUAUAUCUCGCCGUGUGUUAAGAGAUCCGAUUUUGUCUCAUUUCUUUUUUAUUUCAAAACUUGUUAGUAUUUAUCAUUCUAAGUAAAACUGCGGCAUUGAUACGGCAUUAGCUUUUUUUUUUGUUGUAAUAAUUAUAUAAUAAUGUGGAAUAGUUUUGUUUAGAGAACAUUGAAAACGUCAAUUUUGAGCACUGAGUUAGUUUUAUCUAAUUUUAACUGAAAGAAAAAAUGGGAAAGCCGUCCCUGUUUCCACAGCGAGAAAGAGUAAUAAAAACCAUUGCAAUCUUUCUGAUAAAGGCAGGCAGAGUUGUGCAGGAUUGCUUAAAUUAAACGAGAAUUUUACUUAAGGGGCAUGAGACGGGCCUGCCCGCGAAAUUCAAAUUUGGUUUUUCGCAAUUUGUAAACUAAUACGACAACGUAGGCUUAUGGCAUUUUAAUUGCGACAAUGGCAGUAUCAUCCUCUCAAGUUUAUGUAAAGAUCUUUACUUGAAAGGGUCCAGUUUAAGAAAUUAGCUCUAAUAUCGCACAUUUAUGCUGUAUCUAUUUACAGUAUAUUAUAUCGUGAUGUUAAUGGAUCUAAUAUUUCACAAAAACCAGUGAAUUUAAGAUCUUUUACUUAGCAACAUCUCAUACAAGGGGACAGCGUGACUCUUCCUUAGUUCCGAUUUUGGCCACGCUCCAAAAGAUCCUUGUCGCACUGUACAUGGCGAAGACUAAAACAACUCUUUGUUGAUAGAAACGCGCCGACCAGCUACGCGUUGCCGGUCGUGCCGACGGUCAGCGUGAUUGUUAUAUCAGCCUUAUUAUAAAGCGUUCCUGAAUAACGCUGAUAGGUCGGUACUGACGAUCAGCGUGA